Amoebophrya sp. A120 is the source of this 273-nucleotide messenger RNA. Lineage: Eukaryota; Dinophyceae; Syndiniales; Amoebophryaceae. The record is from the annotation of a GenBank genome assembly.
UUCGAAGUCAAUACUACACUCGCAGGCGGCGACGUCGGCGCAAGGGCAGGUCUCGAGAGGGAGACCGCGGAGGACACCCAAGAUGAGGAGGGGAAGAACGCCGACAAAUUGCAGAACUCUGUCAUCGCGGGCGUAUCGAUUCUAUUGUGCAUACUUCUGGCAGUGAUGGCGACCCGCGAAAACCACGACGCUGGCGUAGCGGAAAAGGAGGGGAAAAAGGAUCAUCUUGGGAAUAGUGGCGUCAAAAAGAAGAGUCGCGGAAGCAAAACUUCG